CUGCUUGGUAAUCAGUGGAUAUUAGAAUAUUCAAAAUGUACAGGCAGUGGGCAGUGGUGAAUAUUUUCAUGAUGUCUUCUCUGCAGUUGGUGCAGGGCUCCAGUUAUGAACAUGGACCAGUGAAGCGGGCAUCCCGGUCAAUGUUAGAACAAUCUGAGCAGCAGAUUAGGGCAGCUUCGGGUUUGGAGGAACUACUGCAGAUCACCCACUUCGAGGACUGGAAGCUUUGGAGAUGCCGACUGAAGCUCAAAAGUCUCACCGGCGCGGACUCUCGCUCAGCAUCCCAUCGGUCCACCAGGUUUGCGGCCACUUUCUAUGACAUUGAGACGCUAAAAGUUAUAGAUGAGGAAUGGCAAAGGACGCAGUGCAGCCCUCGAGAGACGUGCGUGGAGGUGGCCAGCGAGCUGGGGAGAAGCACUGACACGUUCUUCAAGCCCCCCUGCGUGAACGUGUUCCGGUGUGGCGGCUGCUGCAAUGAAGAGAGCCUCGUGUGUGUCAACAGCAGCACCUCGUACGUUUCCAAACAGCUCUUUGAGAUAUCAGUACCUUUGACAAGAGUACCUGAAUUAGUGCCUGUUAAAGUUGCCAACCAUACAGGUUGUAAGUGCUUGCCAACAGCUCCCCGCCAUCCGUACUCGAUUAUUAGAAGAUCCAUCCAGAUCCCAGAAGAAGAUCGCUGUUCCCAUUCCAAGAAACUCUGUCCUAUUGACAUGCUCUGGGACAGCAACAAAUGUAAAUGUGUUUUACAGGAGGAAAAUCCACUCGCCGGAAUGGAAGAUCACGCUCAUCUCCAGGAGCUGGCUCUCUGCGGUCCACACAUGAAGUUUGAUGAAGAUCGUUGCGAGUGUGUCUGUAAAACGCCGUGUCCCAGAGAUCUCAUCCAGCACCCAGAAAACUGCAGUUGCAUUGAGUGCAGAGAAACUCUGGAGAGCUGCUGCCAGAAGCACAAGAUAUUUCACCCAGACACCUGCAGCUGUGAGGACAGAUGCCCCUUUCACAUGAGAACCUGUGCAAAUGGAAAACCAGCAUGUCCAAAGCAUUGCCGCUUUCCAAAGGAGAAAAGGGCCUCCCAUGGGCUCCACGAUCGAGAAAAUCCUUGAUUCAGCCUUGAUCUCCAGUCCCCCAUCCCUGUCGUUUUAAACAGCAUGCUGCUUUGCCAAGUUGCUGUCACUGUUCC
Molecule: messenger RNA, 1177 nt
Organism: Eubalaena glacialis (North Atlantic right whale)
Lineage: Eukaryota; Metazoa; Chordata; Mammalia; Artiodactyla; Balaenidae
Gene: VEGFD
Product: vascular endothelial growth factor D
Exons: 7
Coding region: 36-1100 (354 amino acids)
Biological process (GO): sprouting angiogenesis; induction of positive chemotaxis; positive regulation of protein phosphorylation
Cellular component (GO): membrane
Molecular function (GO): chemoattractant activity; growth factor activity; vascular endothelial growth factor receptor 3 binding
Source: RefSeq, a predicted model, not a curated record